This is a messenger RNA of Monopterus albus (swamp eel), 2536 nucleotides long. RefSeq names its product deltaB (gene dlb). The record is from RefSeq and is a predicted model, not a curated record. Bases 197 to 2098 code for a protein of 633 amino acids. Gene Ontology annotation, cellular component: signaling receptor complex; cell surface; plasma membrane. Lineage: Eukaryota; Metazoa; Chordata; Actinopteri; Synbranchiformes; Synbranchidae. The transcript is spliced from 7 exons. Gene Ontology annotation, molecular function: calcium ion binding. Gene Ontology annotation, biological process: cell communication; multicellular organism development; Notch signaling pathway.
CGGACGGAGGAUAAGAAAGAUUUCAGAGACUUCAGAGGGAUCACAUAGUCCAGAGUGAUGACAUUUUUAUGAGUUUUCUUCAACACUGUGUAUACAUUAGGGGAGUCAAGAUUUUGGUCAACAACUUUUGGACAUAUUAUUGCACACGUCGAAUGUGAACAUCCACAUAGAACUGCAAGGCAAACUCAGAAAGGAAAUGGCACAGCUACACAUGAGAUACCUCUUGGCUUUGGCCCUAUUGCAAACAGUACUGUCCUCUGGUGUGUUUGAGCUGAAGAUUCAUUCAUUCCAUACGGCGCAACGCAUCUGCAGAAGACACAGGGAUUGUCAUAUAUUUUUCAGAAUUUGCCUUAAACACCCAGAGGAUGUGAUCUCCGCAGAGCCGCCUUGCACCUUUGGCACUGGACACACUAACGUGAUCAGGGCCGAUCACACCUCGAUCUCUAGCAGCGCUCCCAUCAGGGUGCCUUUCCACUUCAAAUGGCCGGGAACAUUUUCGUUGAUCAUUGAGGCCUGGAACGCUGAAUCUCCAACUGAAUACACAGACAACCAAAACAACCUUGUGAGCCGUCUGGCGACCAGGAGGAGACUUGCAAUCGGUGAGGACUGGUCCCAGGACGUGCACUUUGGCGAGCAGAGCGAGUUGCGCUACUCCUACCACGUCUUCUGCGACGAGUACUACUUUGGAGACGGCUGCGCUGACUACUGCAGGCCGAGGGAUGACACACUGGGCCACUACACCUGCGACGAGGAGGGCAACCGUAUCUGCCUGGGGGGCUGGAAGGGAAACUACUGCUCUGAGCCCAUCUGCUCAACGGACUGCAGUGAAAGGCAUGGCUACUGUGAGGCUCCGGGGGGCUGUACGUGUCGCAUGGGCUGGCAGGGCCCCUCCUGCAAUGAAUGUGUCCGCUACCCAGGCUGCCUCCAUGGAACAUGCAGCCAGCCAUGGCAGUGUAACUGUCAGGAGGGCUGGGGGGGCCUCUUCUGUGACCAGGACCUCAACUAUUGCACCAACCACAAGCCCUGCUCCAAUGGUGCAACCUGCACCAACACAGGCCAGGGCAGCUACACCUGCACCUGCAGGCCUGGCUUUGGAGGCACCAACUGUGAGCUUGAAACCAAUGAAUGUGACAGCAACCCCUGCAAGAAUGGAGGCAGCUGCAAUGAUCUGGAAAACGACUAUUCAUGCACCUGCCCACAGGGAUUCUAUGGUAAGAACUGCGAGAUCAUUGCCAUGACAUGCGCAGAUGGUCCCUGCUUCAACGGCGGCACCUGUGUGGAGACCAUGACUGGAGGCUACACCUGCUGCUGCCCUCCGAGCUACACUGGCUCCAACUGUGAGAAGAAGCUGGACCGCUGCAGCAAAACGCCCUGUUUGAAUGGAGGUGAGUGCCUGGACCUCGGUCAGAGCAUCUUGUGCCGCUGUCAGGCUGGUUUCACAGGUGCCAACUGCCAGAUCAACAUCGAUGACUGUGCCUCAAACCCCUGCCAAAAUGCAGGAACCUGCCAAGAUGGUGUAAAUGACUAUACCUGCUCCUGUACCCUUGGGUACACAGGCAAGAACUGCACUGUCCGCUCAGAUGCCUGCGGUGUCCGUCCAUGCCAGAACGGUGGCACUUGCUUCACCCACUUCACUGGCCCAAUAUGCCAGUGCCCUAAGGGCUUCAUGGGUCCUAGUUGUGAGUUCACACUUCAGCCCAGUUUCAAGCCCGCUCUACGCCAAGCCUCUCAGCCGUCGUCCUCUACCCUCACCAUCUCCUGUAUUCUCUCUGUCCUGGUGCUGGUUCUGGUCGCUGGCAUUAUCUUUUUGAGGAGGAGGAGGAGACUUCAAGGGAGGAAGCAGCUGAGUGACAUAGCAGUUUAUAAUGACUUGGAGACUGUCAACAACCUGGGAGGCAGUGAGAGAGAUGCCUUCCUUGGUCCUAGCGGCUUGUUCAAGAUCAGCAACAGCACAGCUCGCCUCAGUCUCUCCCUCUGUCCAGAUGGCAGAUCUGGGUACAGGCACAAUCCUGUGGAGAGCAGCCUGGCAAGAGGUGAGCGUCAGGACUUUAAGUGGAGGGAUGAGGCUGGUCUGGGCUCUGGAGCAGGACUGAGAUGAAAUGUAAAGAAAACACGGAUGUACAAACAGGGAAAGAAGCAUAUUAGCACUUGUUGCUCAUCUCCCUUCAUGGAUAGUGAGGAGAGGAGCAAAGUCAUGAGCUGGAAACCACUCUGCUCAUGCUGAAGAUAAAACACUGUUAAAAAUGUACAGAUAAGAAACAUAAAAAUAGUGACAAAUGAACUACUCUGAUGAAGAUUACUGAAAACAGUAUGGGGCAAAGUUCUUUCAUGUUUAAGCCCCAAAGAGACAAGUAAAAUGAUCCACUUUUAGGAUAGGACCUAUAACACAAACCAAAUACAGGAAGUCAUCAUGCCCUGACCAGCUUUGGGAAACCUGCCCAACAUAGGUUUUAUUGGGUUAUCUUCUUUAAUAUGUUCACUUUGUUUAAUUAUUCAUCAUUUUAAAACAGAAUAUUUGUUUGCUUUUCAAUCUUCC